This is a messenger RNA of Cylicocyclus nassatus, 1988 nucleotides long. Lineage: Eukaryota; Metazoa; Nematoda; Chromadorea; Rhabditida; Strongylidae. The record is from the annotation of a GenBank genome assembly.
GUAUUAUUCAUGCGUUAAUUUGGUUUCAGAGUCCUGAAUCUCAGUCUUCGUCUGUCUUCUCGACUAUCAUAAAACUUCAUGCUAUUUGUCCCUCACGAUGACCACCCUUGCUGAAAAGCGCAGUCUGGCGUUAGCUAAAGCUCAGGCAUUUGUGCGGACAAGAAAGCCUGACCCUGCAACGGAAAAUGCAGAAAAUGGUGGAGAGAACACCGAAAAUGCUGGAGAUGAGAAUAACCCCAUACGGCCAAGCUCUUUUGGACUUCGAGCUCACUUUUCAACGGUCAACAUCAAUUGUGAUAAGUGGUACCAAACCAUGGAUGAGAAAGCCCGCUUAAACCUCCAAGAUCCGCCGUCUUUAGCUGACGGCAUGGAUCGAGAGACCGAAAAGAACCUUCGCUUCUUCGGCUGCACUCUUAUACAGGAAGGAGCUGUUAUGUUGAAGCUUCCUCAGGUGGCUGCUGCAACUGGGCAAAUACUUUUUCAAAGAUUUUACUACCUAAAAAGCUUCUUGAAGUUUCGUUAUGAGCAUACUGUCAUGGCUUGUUUGUUACUAGCCUCAAAAAUCGAGGAAGAACCACGGCGUACUAGAGACGUUUACAACGUUUUUUAUCGCCUUGAGCAGCUACACAAGCUCAGAGAAUCGGGACGCUCCAUCAACGAUGAGACCGCAGCUCGUUUGAAGCCGCCUCCCCUUGACAUCAGCUAUGUAAACACAAAGAAUAAUAUAAUAAAGGCAGAGCGACGUCUGCUCGCUACCCUUGGUUUCGUGGUUCACGUCAAGCAUCCGCAUAAGUUGAUAUGCGCUUACUGCUAUGUUCUACGAGCUCAUCACAGGACCGAUCUCAUUCAGAAAGCAUGGACAUACAUGAAUGACGGUUUGCGGACAGACAUGUUUGUUCGUUAUUCACCGGAAACGAUUGCAUGCGCCUGCAUUUUCUUAGCUGCGCGAACGGUACAGCCACCAGUAGCUCUCCCACAUCAACCUCGGAAUUGGUACGAACUAUUCGACGCUUCUGAUACUGAUGUCCAUACUAUCGCAAUGAUGUUGCUGAAUAUGUACGCGAAUCAGAAGGCAGUAAGUUGGAGGGAAAUGGACGAUGUAAUAGAAAAAUUACGAGGGAAGAUCGAGGCAGCGCAAAAAGCUGCCAAAGCGCAGCUUGUGGCGCAGAAGAUUACAAAUGAUAAGAAGAAAGGUGAUGAAGAUUCUGACAAAGAGGACAGCCACAAACGUAAGGGUAAAAGUAGGAGUCGAUCGCGAUCUAGAUCACGAUCGAAAAGCCCGAAAAAGAAAUAUUCUCCGAUACGUCGUAGGAGAGAGUCGCCUGAACGCAAUGGUCGGAACAAAAAUCGUGGUGGGAAAGGAGGACGAGAUGAUAGAAGAGAUCGAGAUAGAAGAGACGAUCGCAGGGAUGACAAAAGAAGGAGGAGCAGAAGUCGUAGCAAAAGCAGGGAGCGGUAUCUGGAUCGGGAGCGUGAGCGAGCUAAGGAACGGAGUAAGGCUCGAGAACGAGAAGUUUAUCAAUCCUUGGGAAAGCGUCCACGUCCAAAGACUCCAACCCCACCCGUUAGAUUUCGAAACACUAUGCCGCCACAAAAGCCUGUACAUUCCGAAAUGCCAGAUCACAAGCCCACUGAGGAAGUAACAGAGGAACCUCAAGCAGAAGUCGUUGAUCAGUUGACUUACUGGCGUGAAAAGUGCGCUGACCACGUUGAAAAACUCAAAGCUGUGUUGGAAGAAUGCAAUGAUCGGGUGAAUAGCAGAAGCAAUACUGAGGAAACAUGCCAUCAGGAAAUGAUGGACUACGUACAUCAUCUCGACGAAUGUGCAAUGCCCAAGGCUUUUGCGCAGUUGAAGUAGGAUUUCAUUGAUGAUUAGUUAAAUAGCGGCUUCAUGUUUGUAUUUCUACCUCGCCUUCAUAUUCUUGACAAGAUUGUCGUUUCAUUUUUCUAUAAAGAUAAAUAGAGUAGAAUAAACUUUAUAGCGAAAC